Molecule: messenger RNA, 1281 nt
Organism: Triplophysa dalaica
Lineage: Eukaryota; Metazoa; Chordata; Actinopteri; Cypriniformes; Nemacheilidae
Gene: gadd45ba
Product: growth arrest and DNA-damage-inducible, beta a
Exons: 4
Coding region: 163-642 (159 amino acids)
Biological process (GO): regulation of cell cycle
Cellular component (GO): cytoplasm; nucleus
Source: RefSeq, a predicted model, not a curated record
GACAGUCAACGCAGAUACAACUUCACUGACUCGAAGAAACUAUCUAAGGAUUACGACUCCAAGCGAAUUCAGGAUUAUACUUUUGACAGAACACUUGAACUGGAAUUACACAUUUGCGGAGCUUCUUUGAAGACGUGUGGAUUACAUUCAUUCGAAAACAAAAUGACUCUGGAAGAACUCGUCGGAUCCAACAUUACUGAUAAAAAAAUGGACAGUGUAAGCAAAGCAUUAGAAGAGCUGCUGGUUGCAGCCCAGAGACAAGACUGUCUGACAGUCGGAGUUUAUGAAUCUGCAAAACUCAUGAAUGUAGAUCCAGACUGUGUGGUGCUCUGCGUUCUGGCAACCGAUGAAGAAGAUCACGAUGAUAUCGCGCUGCAGAUUCACUUUACGCUCAUCCAGGCUUUCUGCUGCGAUAACGACAUCAACAUCCUGCGCGUGUCCGGUCUGAGGCGCCUCGCGCAGGUGCUCGGCGAGCCAACCAACGAAGACAACAGCGAGCCGAGAGAUUUCCACUGCCUCCUAGUCACUAACGCUCAAUGCCAACCACUGAAGUGCCAGGCGCUAAAGGACGUGGGAAACUACUGCCAAGAGAGCCGCUGCAAAAACCAAUGGAUUCCUUAUCUGUCCCUGCAAGAACCCUGAACAACUCGCCAAGCUGUCACUGUUGACGAAAGGAUGAAAGUCUUUCUCUGCGAACGAAAGCAAACGUGCGCUGCACAAGGAACCGUUGACUGCCGCGUCCUCUGACGGGGCUGAGAGAGAGAGAAAGAGGAGCUCUCGGAACGGCACAUUGCACCCUGCCAAUGCAGCUUACCGUGUCCUCCUUGGGGGGAAAAAGGUGGUCGAGCUGUGGGAACAUGAACUGUAAAGGACUGCCCGUCGGCGCGAACUGUGAUGGAGAACGUGCAGGCGGGCGGCGUGGGCGCGUGCGCCCCCAGUUUCAUAUGUGAGAUGGGUUGGAAAGCCACUGUACGUCAGCGCCAUAUGCCGAUGGUUCACUAUCGCUGACUGUGGGACUAUGUAUUUUGGAAAUGGCGAAUGAAAAUCCCGUUUUGGUGCCGGACAACCAUGAACUGCCGUGUGCUGAGCUAUUAAUGGACUGCAAUUGCUUCUGUAGACUGCACUGAAAUAUAGUGUUUGUGGACCUAUGAAUUCUGUCGAGCUAUUAAAUGCAUACUAUGAAUUGUGAAAGUUCUUUACAGUUAUUUAAACAGAGUAAUAUAUGCAUUAUGUUAUUGUCAAUGCAACGUUGUUACAAUAAAUUAUUGAUUGAGAAUUGCA